Trichechus manatus latirostris (Florida manatee) is the source of this 1971-nucleotide messenger RNA. RefSeq names its product coiled-coil domain containing 81 (gene CCDC81). Lineage: Eukaryota; Metazoa; Chordata; Mammalia; Sirenia; Trichechidae. Bases 1 to 1971 code for a protein of 656 amino acids. The transcript has 15 exons. The record is from RefSeq and is a predicted model, not a curated record. Gene Ontology annotation, cellular component: centrosome.
AUGUUGGACAAUAUCGACCCCGCCCUGCAGGAGCUGGGCAGGCAGAUGCUGCCCACGCUGCCCUCGCUGACCCAAGAGGAAGUCUCUAUGAUUUGGGGGAAUGUGGCAGAAUUUGUGGAACGGCAGUUAACUCUGCACAAGGGGGUUCAGAUUCCAGGACUUGGAAUUUUCACUUUCACAAGACAAAAGCUUGAGGUGGGAAACAACAAAUUUCUUCUAAUUCAAAGGCCCAUAUUUAUCGUGGCGGAGAAGUUAGUACAGCUCCAUGGACUCAAACAAAACAAAGUACAUACUCCUGGUGACAUCCCAAUUAUUCCACUUAAUUUUGUCAUGAUAUCUCUGGAGGGUCCAUUUAACAGGGAUAUAGUGGAAGGAUGUGUGAAGGAGACGUUGCUUUUUUUAUCGCGAUCCAUUUCUACCAAACAAAAUGUGGAGUUUACAUUCAAAGGAAUUGGGGUUCUUGUGAUCAGAAACAGCAAAGUGAAGAUGAAAUUUUAUAAGGACUUUCUUUGUGCCAUGGAUGGAAAGGGGACUUUGGUGAAAGCCCUAACAAAUAGGCCUGGCACUGUGGACUCAGUGUUGUCUAGCAGAGACGACCUUGGGAAGCGACCCUGCAGCGUGCUUGCAUUUCCAAGGAUUGAUCUCAAGGAGACAGAAAACAAAACAUCUAUACAGACCAUUGUAGAAGGAAAUGGAGAGAAUAGAGAAAGGAAGUUCAAGGUUAAAGACCAGUCAGACAAAGAAGAAGGCAUCAGAGAGAUCCUGUCACCCAAAAGACUUAGAGAUAGACAGGAUAUCUCUCCUGCCAAAGCGACAAGUGUUAACUUGCUGGACAAGCUUGAGCGGAGUGGGAGUGGUGGGAGGAAUGUGACCCCUGAGAGCUUAACAUCUUCAGGUUUUCUUAAAUCUGACAAUGAAAUGAAGUCCAAAACUUCUCCAGCUCCUGCUGCUUGUCAGGAUCAUAGUAAGGCAGGACAGGAAAUGUGCUAUGUAUGUCUGCAACGAGCACAGCGCAACUCCCCAUUGUACUAUAGUGAGGAGAGGAAAAGGAGAGAGAGAGAAGAUGAACGACUCAUACAGCAGUAUCAGCUGUUGAAAGAACAGGAGGCUGUCUUCAAACAGCAGAUGAAAAGUCUGGCUACUAGAGAACAGAAUCAGAAAAAUGCUGCCUAUAAUCUUGGAGUUGCUGAAGCUAUAAGAAACCACAAGAAUGAAAAACCUGAGUUUUAUAAAUCCUGUAUAUUUGAUAAGCGACCACUCAGUCCUGAGAUUAAUGCUCUUAAGCAAGAGGAAUAUUCCCAGAGUCUCCUGAAACAAAUAGAUAACAGAAGGGAAAAAGAAAGAAAGCAAAGACAAAACAGGGAAUUGAUGGACCGCCUAGAACAAGUGCAACUCACAGAGGAACUUGCUGCACAAAGAGCCCGAUAUUUGAAAGAUAAAAUGGAAGAAUCCCAGUGUUACAAGAGAGCUUUGGAUGCCCAGAUAAAGAACAAACCCGUCCAACUACCUGUGUUUGAGCCAGACUCUUCAGAACCCAUCUUUGGUAAGAACGGCAGCGAGCUGGCAAUGGAAAGAUUCAAUCGAGAACAGAGUUAUAUGAAGCACCAGCUGGAGGCAGCUGCUAGCCACAAGAGGAGAGCGAUUCUGAACCAACUGGUGGAUCAGAGGCAGGAUUUGCAAAUGUUGGAGAGGACACACAAAGAACACUUGGCAGACAGAGCUGCUGAACUGGAGCGAGUGAACAGAAUCAACCAAUGCUUACAGGAAGACUGGGAAAGGAGUGUUGCAAUGAAGAGGCAGCGGGACCUGGAGGAGAGGGCUUUUGAGAGGGCUUCCGACAAGCUGUUCCUCCUGGACCAAUGUGAGAAUUAUCGGCGCUGCAAGCAGUGCCAGAGGCGCACCUCCAAUGUGGGCCAGAGCAACCUGUGGCCCCUGAACAAGCACCUGUAUGGCUCUCGGUUGUUUGUGUAA